Messenger RNA from Pollicipes pollicipes, 1212 nucleotides. Its product is annotated as UPF0389 protein GA21628. Bases 169 to 714 code for a protein of 181 amino acids. The transcript has 2 exons. The record is from RefSeq and is a predicted model, not a curated record. NCBI's taxonomy places the organism in Eukaryota, Metazoa, Arthropoda, Thecostraca, Pollicipedomorpha, Pollicipedidae.
CCCGUGUUUUUAUUAACCUGCUUUGGAUAUUGCAUCAUUACGUGCCCGUUGUUAUAUCAUCUCCGCUCGGCCUUUGACCAAUUACACCAAGAUUGCCUGGGUGCAACCUGAGCUGUGUCUUUGUAUGGGAACAGGUUGUGCACGAGACCAUCAGUCUAACAAGAGAAAAUGCUGAGGUUGCAGUUUAUUACAACUGCUUCUAAUGCUGCUCGGCUAUGCUUUCGCGACGGUCUGAAGAUCGAUGUCAAUUCAACAUUUCGGCAUGCACUGCAAGCGAGGACGUUUUCUUCUUCACCUACGAUAAAUGCAGAUUCAAAGGAUUUGACAAAGGGACCAAAUCCAAAUGAGGAAUCAAAGGAUUCUGCAGAGCCAUCAUCACAUGAUACAAGUCAGAAGAUGGUCCGAGUGCACUACCUGGACAAGAAGACACUGGUCUGGGACAAGCGCUACAAGUCGGUGGACGACGUUCCGGCCAUGCUGCCGUACCAGACGGUGGUGCAGUCGCGCAACCGAUUCCGCAUCCGCAUCAACCUGCUGAUGAUCGCGCUCACCGUGCUGGCCGCGAUCGGCAUGGUCUAUACGGGCAAGGAGCGCGCCAAGGCCGGCGAAUCGGUCGAGAGGCGCACGAUCGAGCGGCACCGCCAGCUGCGCGCGCAGAAGGCGGAAGAGGACCGGCUGAGCGCGGCCGUACAGUCGGCCGGGCCCGACAAGUAAGUGACGCCUAGGUUGGUUGGCGAGCGGCUCAGUUUUGAGAGAGUCAGUGCAAAAGGUGGCUUGUGUAAGCUUAGAUGAUCCUGGCGCGGAUGGCGCAUAGUGACACUUGUUUGAGUGAUUUGGGGCACGUGGUUCGAUGCAAACUGUGGUGGCCAGCGAAGUGGUAGGCGCCUGCGGCCGUUUUCGGCGGGUCACUUCCGUGGCGUGACUGGCGGCGCUAGUUAUGAAAGCAAUGUGACGUCUUCUCUCGCCAGUACCGGGUGUCGUGAUUGGCGCCGCGUUUCGUGAUAGUGUAUUGCAGGGUAUUGAAGGAAUUGGCACGCGAAUUGUUCGCUUGAUGCCAUCUCGAUGGUUCGGGAAAUUCCGGCCUGGUAUAGAUUGCUGGCAUGCGAAGCAAAUCGAAGCAUAGAAAGAAAUCGUACCCGUGACGCGCCGACGUGGUAAUGAGGACUUUGCAACAAUGUGGUAAUGACGAAUAAAUGCAUAUGUUCUGAGUGA